This is a messenger RNA of Raphanus sativus (radish), 1568 nucleotides long. RefSeq names its product probable polygalacturonase At1g80170. Gene Ontology annotation, biological process: carbohydrate metabolic process. The coding region runs from base 105 to 1451 and encodes 448 amino acids. The record is from RefSeq and is a predicted model, not a curated record. Gene Ontology annotation, molecular function: polygalacturonase activity. Lineage: Eukaryota; Viridiplantae; Streptophyta; Magnoliopsida; Brassicales; Brassicaceae. The transcript is spliced from 9 exons.
GUUUCUGUUCAACUACAACGUGCAUACUACCUCAUACACUUUUUAACAAAAAGAGUUUAUAAAAUAAAACCACACUCGAAUUCCAAAGAAGACGCGAAAUCUCAAUGAAUUAUUUAUGCAAGAAUAUCGUUGUACUGUUUCUACUAGUCCUAUUCUCACUCUCUCUCACCGCCGCAAACGCGAGUCAUUUCGAAUCGCUUCUCCAGCUCCCGCGAAGACAGUCGCGCUCGACCCGGACCCGAACCCGACCCAGAUCCGAACGGCUCCUCCACGUCGGUCAUUUCGGAGCAAAAGGCAAUGGCUUCACCGACGACACUAAAGCGUUCGAAGAUGCUUGGAAGACAGCAUGUUCGUCUAAAGGCAAAACAAGAGUCUUGGUCCCAGAAAACUACACUUGUCUUGUUCGACCUAUUGAUCUUUCGGGUCCUUGUAAAGCAAGACUCACUCUCCAGAUCUCUGGUACAAUCAUUGCUCCUGAUGAUCCAGAUGCUUGGGAAGGUCUAAACCCUCGGAAAUGGCUAUACUUUCACAGCGUGAGCCGCUUGACGGUUGAAGGAGGCGGCACUGUUAAUGGAAUGGGUCAAGAAUGGUGGAGAAGAUCUUGCAAACACAAUCAUUCCAAUCCUUGUCGAGGCGCUCCAACGGCCUUAACAUUCCACAAAUGCAAGAAUAUGAGAGUUGAAAACAUCAGUGUGAUCGAUAGUCAGCAAAUGCACAUUGCCUUCACCAGCUGUCGCCGUGUCACCAUCUCCGCUCUUAAGGUCAUAGCUCCAGGCACUAGUCCCAAUACAGAUGGAAUCCACAUUAGCGCCUCUCGUGGUAUAGUGGUUGACAACUCCACAGUCAGUACAGGAGAUGAUUGUGUUUCCAUAGUUAAAAACUCUUCACAGAUCUCCAUCAGUAACAUUAUAUGUGGUCCUGGCCACGGCAUAAGCAUUGGAAGCAUAGGAAAAUCGAAAUCCUGGGAAGAAGUGAAAGACGUGACGGUUGAUACGGCCUUCAUAUCUGACACUGCGAAUGGUGUUCGGAUCAAAACCUGGCAGGGAGGAAGUGGUUUGGUCUCAAAAAUCAUCUUUAGGAACAUCGAAAUGAACAAUGUGUCUAACCCCAUCAUCAUCGACCAGUAUUACUGCGAUUCUAAGAAGCCGUGUGCGAAUCAGACAUCAGCUGUUAGCAUCGAGAAAAUAUCAUUUGUGAACGUGCAUGGAACUUCAGCGACGAAACAAGCGAUCAAGAUCUCUUGCAGCGAUGCUUCACCGUGUCGCGACAUAGUUCUGCAAGACAUUGAUCUUGAACCAUCAGAAGGUGAUGGUUACACAGAGUCCUUCUGCUGGGAAGCUUAUGGUUCGAGUUCGGGUCAAGUGUACCCUCCUUCUUGUCUCCUCUCAGAUGACGAUAGCUUCUUGGAACAGUCGGUUCAGUCUGGGAUUACAUCUGUAUCAUACCUUUGAAACACACGUUUUUUUAGACUGUAAAAUUUACCACGCAUUCGCUAAACGUUUUGAAAUAUUCAUGUUUUAGCAAAUUCAGUUCAACAGUUAUAUCCCAUUAUCAUCGAGUUUCUCUUA